This is a messenger RNA of Camelina sativa (false flax), 743 nucleotides long. RefSeq lists its product as uncharacterized. Lineage: Eukaryota; Viridiplantae; Streptophyta; Magnoliopsida; Brassicales; Brassicaceae. The record is from RefSeq and is a predicted model, not a curated record.
GAUUUGGUCAUUCAUUUACACUAUUUAGUCUUAUAUUUUUACGGAGAACAAAAACAGAAAAACAAAACAAUCGAAGCAUGAACAAAGUGCCGGAGAAAGUCACAGUGGAAACCCAGUCGCAGCAAAAGCCAUCAAAGAUGCGUUGGCUCGCCGCCUCCAGAGCAUUCUUGCAAAUUCCAAAUCCGGCGAUUGUCAAAGUUUUCGUCCUAAGCAGCGUGGCUACGUUCACCUCAGGAAUUGCCUUAGUCAUUGAAUGGAUCUGUCACGGAAAGAGCCACAGCGGAUUUGGGUGGAUCAUCUACUAUGCGUUGUUCUUGGUGUGUCUUCCUCUUCUCAUCUUGAUCGGUCUUCAUAUCCUCAUGGCGAUCUCUUCUUCUAGCCGGAGCUCAAAAGUUCAGAUUGUAGAUACAGCUUCAAGCAAAGAGCCGUGCGUUGUGCAGCAGAACCAGUGUACCGAGACGAAUCAACGAACUGAAGAAACGGAGAAAAACAGCUGCCGAAGUUUAGCCGUUGUGGUUGCUUCGGAUAACGAGAAGGUGCCGAGGAUAAAACGCGCCGUGUCAUUCCCGUCGCAUGGCGAAGUAAGAUCAUGUCGUACUCGUUAGCAAAACAAAGUACACUAGAUAUGGUUUUAGUAAUCAUGAACCUAAUAAUCUCUUUGUGAUAUGUUCUUCAGCAUUUUGUCUUUUUUUCAUUGAUCCAACGAUAAUGAUUUCUGAAAAUCGAAUUACAACCUUUUUUCA